This is a messenger RNA of Punctularia strigosozonata HHB-11173 SS5, 564 nucleotides long. RefSeq lists its product as uncharacterized. The coding region runs from base 8 to 352 and encodes 114 amino acids. Lineage: Eukaryota; Fungi; Basidiomycota; Agaricomycetes; Corticiales; Punctulariaceae. The record is from RefSeq and is a predicted model, not a curated record. The transcript has a single exon.
UGAAGCUAUGUCCAGCACCAUCCGGCUUCCUGGCAUCCGUUGGGCAUCCGACGACGAUUACAUGCGCGUUUCACAUACUGCCCUGCUGAAUACCUCCUAUCCAUGGGCAUUACAUCCUAUCCCGGCUGUCCAUACCCAACGCCGCGUCCGAAGUGUCUCACACCGGCCUCUGCGACUCCCACGUCCCCGUCAAUUCAGCGCCGCCCCUCCCGCAGCUGCGGCGCAUACUCUGACACGGCCCACGGCUCUCCUCCCCGGCACUUGGAAAGCGCAGGCUACCGAUAGGCUACGCGACCGCGUUCUGCGCACGCCCCUCCCGGAUUUGUUGCAUCGGGGGCCGCGCUCACCAUGAAUAAGAGGCCGCACCACAAUUCUGUCGAGAGACGUUACAGCGCCUUCCGUAGCGUCGUUUCGCCCAUCCCACCUUCUCUACCUCCGCAACGCAAUACAUCAUGCAGAGCACCACCCCCCAAUCCCCUCCGGCGGUCCCAGGCGCUCCAACGCUCACUCACCUUUAUUCGCCCACCGUCGCGGAGACGAGCUUCUCUCAAGGGAUCUACUUCG